AGUGGAGACGGCGCGUUAUUUCAAGUGCGCGUCACAUUAGUCCACGUAUACUGUUUCGUUCUGUUGUGGGACAAAAUGGUUUCUGUACCACCAACGAAACACGAAAUAGUUACAAUUUUGAACAAACUGAAGUCUUUGCCGUGCAACAAGCAAUGCUUCGACUGUGGUGCCACAAAUCCAACAUGGGCCAGUGUUACCUACGGUGUUUUUCUUUGUAUUGACUGUUCAGCAGUCCACCGUUCACUUGGAGUCCAUCUGAGUUUCAUUCGAUCGACGCAGCUAGAUACUAACUGGACUUGGGUUCAGUUACGCGCAAUGCAAGUUGGUGGCAACCAAAAUGCGCUUACGUUCUUCUCUCAAAAUAAUUGUCGUUCCUUGGAUGCGCAGGAAAAAUACCAAAGUCGUGCUUCCCAGUUGUACCGUUCUAAGCUGGAAAAGCUUGCUAUUGACGCUGUUAAAACUCAUGGUAACAAGUUGGUCCUGGAACUCGAUGAAGGGAAAUCUAAACGUGGGCAGGUGACUGACUUUUUUGAGGAGCAUACUGAAAGCGGUACAACUGACAUCAGAAAGGAAGGACCUGUGACAUUAAUAACAAAAAUGACACUGGAACAGUCAGUUGGGCCUACUGUUGAUAAUCUAUUCAAUUCUCCUGUAUCCGAACCUGGUCCCACAAAAAUACCUUCUGUAAUUGGAACUAGAAAACCGAAUACUACACGGUCUAGUGCUAAAAAAGGCGGAUUAGGGGCAUCAAAGGUGAAAGCUGAUUUUUCUGCCAUCGUUUCGGCUGCCGAACAUGCUGAUGUUGAAAUGAAGGGUCAGAUUCUCUCAACUAACCAGGACUUAGAAGAUAAUGAGAAACGUAAUGAAGAACGACUUGCGUCGCUUCGGUUAGCGUAUAAAGAUAUUACCGAUGAAUGUGAAAGGCAAGACACUGCCAACUUGAAGUCUACAGACCCUCAACGUGCCAAACAAGCUGAACGCCUUGGUAUGGGUAAAAUAGGUACAAGCAACAGAGAAAUAUCGCACUCAGCAUUUGCAAAUGUUCAAAAAAUAGAGCAAGAAAACUCGGCUCCCACCCACACUUCAUCGCUAAGUUCAAAUUUGGACCCUUUUUUCACUUCGAGUUACAGUAAUAGAGACCGUGAUACACGCAAUUUUUUUGAUUCUGGAGACGAUAAUUUAUUCGGAGGCUCUGCGACUUAUGGUAUGAAUGGCGGAUGGUCAAAAAAUAAAUCAAGAGACAAUGACUGGGAUGAACAUUUUUCAAAUCCUUUUAAUCAAAAACCAAGCAGAACACGUGAUUUGUCUACUGUCGCUGAUGAACUUCCAACUAAAUCACCCGGCAAACAGCCUACAUCUCUCUCGUCUACACAAUCAGAAACUAAUCCAGAUCUAAGUGAACUAAUGAAGAAGUUUGCCAACGCGACUUCUAUAUCAUCGGAUGCGUUUUUUGACCGAAAUGAUUCUGAAUCUGAUGGGCUCUCAAGAUUUCAAGGGAGUUCAUCCAUUUCGAGUGAUGAUUAUUUUGGUCGUCCUAAAGUGCGACAAUCUCAAGUAUCUAAUGAAUUACAAAAUAUCAAAGAUGGCGUCAAACAAAGUGUAACUAAAGUUGCUGGACGGUUGUCAAAUCUGGCAACUGACGUAGUACACACUCUUCAAGUAAGUUCACUAAAUAAAUACUGAGUAUGAGAUGUGUUUUGACCAAUUUUUGAGAAGUACGAUCAAUUGAGUGCUCUUCAAAAUACUAAACACAUUGUUCACCAACUAUUUUGAUGGCAAAAAUUAUACGCUAAGACUGGACCAUGUAAAAUACUUUCCAAUUGUUUCUUAGUAUUACUCGCCGUUACAAGUAACUUGAUCAGAAUAGUUGAUCGCUAAUUAGUGAUCCUUUCCGUCUUAUAGUUUUAAACGAACUGUUUGGUUGUUCGAUGGUAAUUUUACUGAGAUGUUUAAUGAAAGUUACUAGUUCUGUUCUACUGCUAAAGAAUGCAAUAAUUUUACAUAUUAUAUAUCAGUCUGUUUAUUUAUUCAACACAUAGUUUACUGAUAAAGAAAUACGCCUACAAAUAUUUGUAUUUUCAUUGAAAUAUGUCUAUUCAGUAAGUAAAAUCAAUAAAAAUACGGAUACUUUUGAAUUGUUUCCCCCAGGAAGUACUAUCUACACGAGUUAUUAAUCUCAGUAACAGUUGUUUGUACUCUCCUGUUGGCUCUAUAUUUGUUGCCUAAGGACUAAUGAUACUAUAUGAUUAUUCAGGCUCGUCGCUUUAAAUCACAUCCAGAACUGUUGUAAAAAGUAGUGAACUGAUACGUGCAAAUAUUUAUCGAAUUGAGACCAAAAUGCGACAUGUUUACUAAAAUUGACAUUUCAAAAAAAAACAGGCAACCUAAAUCAAUAAAGCAAGAAUUAUUAGUGACAAUGGUUUUAGUUAGCCAGUACGUACUAAAUUAUUUUAGCGAUAAGAGACAUUGUCAUAUGAUUUCAUUGUAAACUUUUCGAGAAGUCUAACCAACGAAAUGAUAAUAGUCCGAAAGGCUUACAAAUAAGUGGUCAAAGUUUGGUGAUUAAAUUGAAUAGUAAUCGAAGUAACAGCCUGACAAGGUAAACUAUACAGUAAGACAUAGUUGUUACGUCGCUCACUAACAGCCCUCAAAUUACCAUGGAUUUCGAAAGUAGAAGUGUGCUAGUACUUUACUUUCUUGGUCAUUUCAUGAAAUUGUCUAGCACUUAAAAGGAUGCCAGCCAAACAAAUAUUUCAAUGUUGGCUACUGUCUGUGAUGCAAUCGUUCAAGUCGAUAUCCACCCGUUUUGAGAGCGAGUUAGCUGUUAUUUCUCCCGGUUAGCUUCUGACUUCGUAGUUUGACGUAAAAGUCCCUUUCAUUGGUCAUUCUAUUUUUGGUAGGUGAAGCACUUUUUGAAGCAGUAAUCCACUUUCAGUCAGAUUACCAAACCAUUGCUUCCCAAUUGAUGCCGAGUGUUUGUUUUUAUCGUUUCUCUCAUACAAGCACAUGUUUUAUCAUCGCUUAAAAUUUGUAUAUUCACAUUUGGGUGCAUUUUUUUCAGGAUCGAUUUGGUUAGCUGCUUCCAGAUUUUUAAUGCUUCCGGUCAGUUUGUGGUCCUUUCAGUUAAUAUUCUGAUUUAGUCGCCAAACUUCUCUUCGUUUUCGGUCACAAUCAAGGGUUAGGACAUUCCUUUUUUUCCGGUUAUCUAUUCUUGAAGCUUUUGUUUUUUUAUGUUUUAUUCAUCUCUCCAGAGAUAAUAUGUUAGCUAACCCUGGUUAACUGUCAAAGCCGUUUUAUUUAGUUGAUGAUCUAAAUUGAAGUUUUGUAGAUCUUAGUUUUUGUUUGUAAACACCAAGUAUAUAAUAUUUUCUC
Messenger RNA from Schistosoma rodhaini, 3372 nucleotides. Lineage: Eukaryota; Metazoa; Platyhelminthes; Trematoda; Strigeidida; Schistosomatidae. The record is from the annotation of a GenBank genome assembly.